AUGGGGGUAGUUUUAAGAUAUGUGAAUGAUAAAGGAUGUGUAAUUGAAAGAUUUAUUGGCAUUGUGCAUGUUGUUGACACUUGUUCACAUUCUCUUAAAGAUGCUCUUAGUGCUUUAUUUGUGAAACAUGGUUUAUCACUAUCAAAACUGAGGGGUCAAGGAUAUGAUGGAACUUCAAAUAUGAGAGCUACUGCUUCUGUUGAAAGAGCAUUUUCUGCAAUGAAGCUAGUCAAAAGUGAUUUGCGAAAUCGUAUGCAGGACGAGUGGAUGAAUGACAGUUUGAUCGUGUACAUUGAAAAUGAUAUUUUCUCAACAAUUGAUAAUGAAAAGAUAUUACAACGUUUUCAGUCGAUGAGUACACGUCGCAAUCAAUUGUCAUCACUUUCUCAAACAGAAACAACUACUUCACCAAGUAUUUAUUCUUAG
Messenger RNA from Salvia miltiorrhiza (redroot sage), 426 nucleotides. RefSeq lists its product as uncharacterized. Lineage: Eukaryota; Viridiplantae; Streptophyta; Magnoliopsida; Lamiales; Lamiaceae. The transcript has 2 exons. The record is from RefSeq and is a predicted model, not a curated record. The coding region runs from base 1 to 426 and encodes 141 amino acids.